Vollenhovia emeryi is the source of this 1963-nucleotide messenger RNA. RefSeq names its product alcohol dehydrogenase class-3 (gene Fdh). The transcript is spliced from 7 exons. Gene Ontology annotation, cellular component: cytosol. Bases 181 to 1317 code for a protein of 378 amino acids. Gene Ontology annotation, molecular function: S-(hydroxymethyl)glutathione dehydrogenase [NAD(P)+] activity; zinc ion binding. Gene Ontology annotation, biological process: formaldehyde catabolic process. Lineage: Eukaryota; Metazoa; Arthropoda; Insecta; Hymenoptera; Formicidae. The record is from RefSeq and is a predicted model, not a curated record.
GAAUAGUAUUUCUCGCACUCGCGCAGUCGCAGUAGGACCGUCCGACGAGUGGGAGCGUCGUUCGCCGUGGCUCGUAGCCGUUGACUUGUUCGUUCGCGAGUUUACGGAUUAGGUUCCUUCUCGGUCCGACUCCGGAUCGGUUCUGUGGAUACGAACGGGACGAGAAAACGCCGAAGAAUAAUGCCGGACACGGCUGGAAAGGCCAUAAAAUGCAAGGCUGCGGUAGCGUGGAAGGAAGGGGAGCCUUUGUCCUUGGAGGAGGUUGAGGUAGCACCGCCCAAGGCGCACGAGGUCCGAGUCCAAAUCGUAGCCACUGCGCUCUGCCACACAGACGCUUACACUCUGAGCGGAGCGGAUCCAGAAGGGAAGUUCCCCUGUAUACUCGGCCACGAAGGCGCUGGUGUCGUGGAGAGCGUCGGCGAGGGUGUCACCGAGUUUCAGCCUGGCGACCACGUUGUGCUACUCUACACCCCUCAAUGCAGGGAGUGCAGAUUCUGCAAGUCACCGAAAACGAAUUUAUGCAAUAAAAUCCGCGGCACCCAGGGCUUGGGCUUGAUGCCAGACUCGACAAGUCGUUUCACGUGUAAGGGACAAACAGUCUACCAUUUCAUGGGUUGCUCCACCUUCUCGGAAUAUACAGUGGUGGCUGACAUCUCCCUCGUAAAGAUUAACCCUAAGGCACCGCUGGACAAGGUGUGCUUGUUGGGUUGCGGGGUAUCUACGGGCUAUGGCGCGGUUUUAAAUACUGCCCAGGUAGAACCGGGAAGUGCUUGUGCCGUAUGGGGAUUAGGAGCUGUUGGUCUCGCAGCAGUCUUUGGUUGCAAGAAAGCCGGCGCCUCCCAGAUUAUCGGGAUAGAUACCAAUGCUAACAAAUUGAAGAAAGCUGAGCUUCUCGGUCUCACCUCUUUUGUUAAUCCCAACGAAAACCCCGGUAAAACUAUGCCGGAGAAGUUAUUCGAUAUGACUGACGGUGGAGCAGACUAUACUUUUGAGUGUAUUGGAAAUGUAAAGACCAUGAGAGAAGCAUUCGAAUCUUGCCGCAGAGGGGGUGGCACAUCCGUAGUGAUAGGCGUAGCCGCGGCUGGCAAAGAGGUCAGUACUAGACCAUUCAAUUUGAUCACAGGACGAGUGUGGAAAGGAUGCGCCUUCGGCGGAUGGAAAUCGAAGGACGGCGUACCAAAAUUAGUGGAGGAGUAUAUGUCGAAGCAAUUGCCCCUCGAGGAAUUUAUCACGCAUGAACUUCCAUUUGAAAAAAUCAACUCUGGUUUCGAUAUACUACACUCAGGGGAUUGUUUGAGAGCUGUCUUUACAAUGUAAAGGUACGGUUUUCUGUCUCGCGCUGCAAGGAUGCGACCUACUGAGAGAGAACCAGCGUCGCAAUUUAUUAAAAAUUAAAAUGCAUAGCAAUAUGUAUACGCUACGUAUAUGAAUAUAUACCAUAGUAUAACUAGUAGGUCCAUUCCGUCAUUUGUUUCGUUUUGCGUCAAGUCCUGCACAGUCGACAUUUUGUCCAGUCAAGGAGAGAAAUCUGCGCUGCUUAGUAAACAAAUGAACGAGAAGAUUCGAGUUUAAAUCCACGACCACCACUGAUUUUUUCGAACGUUGCCUCUCGAAGGAAAGUAGUAACCACCGAGAGUAUUCUGCCACACAUAUCCCUUUCUCCUCCGAAAAGGGGGUUGGCGAGAGGCUAACAACCCCUCACCGUAAAAAUUCACUGUUGCGAAUACAUAUACAAUAAACCUCGGAUUGAACUGUGAAAUGAAGGCAAUUUGUUGUGAAUGCCAGGGCCCACUUGGGGCUGUAGAGCUGGUGAUGAUGAUGAUGAAUGAGAGAAAUCAAAGCUACACUAACACACGUACAUACGUCGUUGGAUUUGGACCAAAGACAUGGUGGAAUACCAUGUGAUCGGGACCGUAAAGAUCAAAGGGACCGACAGAGAGUGGAUCUACUAGUUGUACUAUGC